Aspergillus caelatus is the source of this 3287-nucleotide messenger RNA. It is a transcript of the gene fcpA, whose product is annotated as protein-serine/threonine phosphatase. The record is from RefSeq and is a predicted model, not a curated record. Gene Ontology annotation, cellular component: nucleus. The transcript has 4 exons. Lineage: Eukaryota; Fungi; Ascomycota; Eurotiomycetes; Eurotiales; Aspergillaceae. Bases 497 to 2959 code for a protein of 820 amino acids. Gene Ontology annotation, molecular function: RNA polymerase II CTD heptapeptide repeat phosphatase activity.
GUUUCUUUCUACCUUUCCCGGCAAACGGUUCAAACUGCUUUUCCUCUCUUUCAUCAUCAUCAUCACCACCACCGUUCGUUCAACUCCUCCUACGAUCCAACAACUGCUUCAUCCUCGCUCAAUCCCAACCCCUUACUUACUCAGACUUUUCUUUCACUGCGCUUUUGCGGAGCAUCUGCCGUUUGUCUCUAUUAUCUUUUUGUAGAUAUUUUCGUUGUCGUUCUCCGUCGCGUCAUCUUGCGGCGAUCGACCUAAGCUACCUGAAUCCACAUCCCACCCCGCGAAUCAAGUUGAACAUUUUGUGUCGCCUUAGCUGUCAGACAUCGGCUUUACACACCCUCGAGUCUAAGCUAGGGCCGGUUCAAGCUUACCCUCGUCGGUUUUCCAAUCCGUCGUCAGGCGCGUCGGGCAUGGCGCCAUAGCUGCUGGAACCGGGUCUCUACUCGCAAUUCAUGCAUAUUACCCCUUUGUCAAUUGCUAUUGUCAAUAGAGGAGCAUGCUUCUUCGGUUACCGCCCAGCCUCCACUACCCGAUCACCGUAACGUCGCUGCUGAAACAGCCCGGCGACUCGGUGGAGAGGGACGAGGCGCUGUUCUGGUAUGUCUACCAGACGACCGUCACCGAGGGUGAUGGGCUGGGCAAUAAGAUUGAGGUCAAACGCAAGUUCCCGACCAAGUUUGAAUCGACUGUUGAUGGCGAAGUGGUUCAAUGGAAGAUUGCAAAGGGGGAUAUCAUCGAUGAACCUGUGGAGGUCAUCGAGAUUGAUGAGCCAUGUGCUCACGAAGUCCAGUUUGGGGGCCUCUGUGCGGAGUGUGGCAAGGACAUGACCGAGUCUACAUACAAUACGGAAGUGACAGAUUCGAUGCGCGCAACGAUUCAGAUGGUCCAUGACAACACCGCGCUAACCGUGAGCGAGAAGGAGGCUGCGCGAGUGGAGGAAGAUGCGAAACGCCGGCUGCUGUCAAAUAGAAAACUUUCUCUGGUGGUGGAUCUUGACCAGACUAUCAUCCAUGCCACCGUCGAUCCAACCGUUGGAGAGUGGAUGGAAGACAAGGAUAACCCAAACCAUCAAGCGCUAAGCGAUGUUCGAGCAUUCCAAUUGGUAGAUGAUGGCCCGGGAAUGCGCGGUUGCUGGUACUAUGUCAAGUUACGACCAGGUUUAGAGUCAUUCUUGCAGAACGUCUCAGAGCUCUUUGAAUUGCACAUCUACACCAUGGGUACCCGAGCAUAUGCGCAACAUAUUGCAAGUAUCAUAGAUCCAGACCGAAAGCUGUUCGGCGAUCGCAUCCUCAGUCGUGAUGAGAGUGGAAGCUUGACGGCUAAGAACCUCCAUCGUUUGUUCCCAGUGGACACGAAGAUGGUUGUUAUCAUCGACGAUCGUGGUGACGUUUGGCGGUGGAGCCCUAACCUUAUUAAGGUUUCUCCGUACGACUUCUUUGUUGGCAUAGGGGAUAUUAACUCGAGUUUUUUGCCAAAGAAACAGGAGCUGGGGGCAGUCAGCAAGACUGGGGAGAAGGCAGGGACGAGACACACAAAACCUCCCCCACUGGAACAUCAUGUCAACGGCACGACAGCGAAACCAGAAGGAGAAGUGUCGGCGUUAGAACAGCUUGUGACCAUGGGUGGCGGAGACAACCCGAGACUACUACAAGAACAGACUGACGCGCAGGAAGAGACAAUAAUGCACCAGGUGGAAGACCGCCCUCUACUGCAGAAACAGAAGGAACUAGAUGCUGAAGAAGAUUCUGCAGAAAGUAUUGAUUCCUCUUCCAGUAUGGAUGAGUCGCAAGACUCGAGCAAACAUCGGCAUCAUUUACUGGAGGAUAAUGAUCGGGAACUCUUCCAGCUGGAAGAGCGGCUUGAGCAGGUGCAUAAACAGUUCUUUGAAGAGUAUGAUUUGAGGCGAACGAGAGGGUUGGGUGGGAGAGUGGCAGCUUUGAGAGGCGAGAAGACGCCUUCGAAAGAGAAGGACGUUGAUCUGAAACUGGUGCCUGACAUCAAGGAUAUCAUGCCACAGAUUAAGCGCCAGAUCCUUGGCGGGGUGAUUCUGGUAUUUUCCGGAGUACUUCCGCUCGGAACCGAUACUCAGAACGCCGACAUAUCUUUAUGGGCGAAGAGUUUUGGGGCUGUUAUUUCUCAGAAGAUCAAUGUGAAGACCACCCAUCUGGUGGCCGGCCGUAACCGCACGGCUAAGGUUCGGGAGGCGACGCGGUACACCAACGUCAAGAUCGUCACAACACAGUGGCUUUUGGACUGCCUGACGCAAUGGAAAUGGCUGGACGAGGAGCCGUACUUACUUCCCGUACACCCUGAUGACCGAGGAGAGCCAAUCUCGCCUGGCUCUAAGGAGAUGGAAAGCGGAUGGCUUUCGUCAUCUGAAGACACGGGAGAUUUUUGGACCGAGGAAGAGGACGCUUCAGAAUCCACAGAAGACCUUCUCAAGUCCACCGGUCUCGACGAGCAUUCACCGAUUGGAUACGACGAAGACCAGCAAGCUGCUGUCCACGAGGAACUAAAAGAGUUCCUUGGUAGUGACGAUGAAAGCGAAAGCGACAGUGAAGUAUCGUCUUGGGCAGAGGAAGCGACACCCAACAAGAAACGUAAGCGUGACGAAGGCGCAGAAGGCGGGGACGAAGAAGAAAGUCAAGAGGAAGGCGAUCAGCCACGCUCGCGCCUAUCACAGCGUAUCAAGCGCUCCUACGAGCGAAGUACGGGACUGAAAGAAGUCGCGACUGCGGCGACCGACGAUCCCGCUCGAAAAUCGCCCAUGCUUACAGAAUCGAACGAUGAAGGCGCGCAAAAAGAAUCGGAUGAGCCUGCAUCUCAAGACCUAAAUGCCAACUUCCCCGAAGACCCCGCGGAGGACGACGACGAGCUCGAGCGGGAGAUGAUGGCUGCUUUCGAAGAUGGCGACUAUGACGCCAAAGCGGAAGAGGACAUUGCGGCGGGAAACAGAUGAUCUAUUUCCUUCUUAUUUGUUUUUGCUCGACUUCUCCUUCACCUGUUCAUAUUGGGGCGUUGAGGUGUAUGUGACGAUCCUGUAGCUGCCUCUUCGACAGUUACACGGUCAACACUAUAUUACUGUUGAUAUACCAUUUUGGUAUCCCAGAUUGGCUAAGAUUUAGUAUGCUUUCUCAUUCCGUUGCAAUUGGUGCGAUGCAAUGAUGGCAUAGCGAUGGCGUUGGGUAUCUGACUCACAUCUGAUUGAACUGUCUGAUAAGUUGUUCAUAGUUAUGUUUCGAUAGUAUCAAAGACAAAAAAAAGAAAUCUCAAAUUUUUGGAUAUCA